Messenger RNA from Syngnathoides biaculeatus (alligator pipefish), 3539 nucleotides. RefSeq names its product mucin-5AC. The transcript has 3 exons. The coding region runs from base 420 to 2105 and encodes 561 amino acids. Gene Ontology annotation, biological process: regulation of transcription by RNA polymerase II. Gene Ontology annotation, molecular function: RNA polymerase II cis-regulatory region sequence-specific DNA binding; DNA-binding transcription factor activity, RNA polymerase II-specific. Lineage: Eukaryota; Metazoa; Chordata; Actinopteri; Syngnathiformes; Syngnathidae. The record is from RefSeq and is a predicted model, not a curated record.
UUUCCGUCAGUUAGGAUGACACAGAGCCUGGCUGUUGUCCAGAUCUACGCCGCGAUUGGUUGACAACUGUCAAAGAGGCAAAACGGAGGGUUGUGAUUGGCCCACAUCCGUCGAUAAGGCGGGACCAUUCCAGUGGCGACUGUCAAGAUUGGCAAAGAGCUGUGGUGGCUGCGCUCAGGUAAAGAACAAGCGAGGCAGAAAGGAAACAUUUACCCUCGGAAGAAGGCAAACAGUGGGAUGGGAACUGGCGGUCCGCACAAAGCCCUUCGCGCGGGACAACCACGAAGCAUUUAAAUUCGCGGAGGAACGGGGGAAAGAAGAAAGUCCUCUUGUGUCAACCGUCGUUUGUGUCGCGGGCACGCUUCUCCGCAGCAGCAACUUGGACAGCUGCGUGCUUUUCAGCCAGCCAGCAACAAAGAAUGAAAGCAUUCAAACGAACUCUGGAAGAAGAGCGUCACAUGGAGCUGGAGCAGUCUUCUGCGAUGUCGGACAGCGAUGACGGCUCGCCGCUUGACCUGUCAGGAAGGGGGCUCUAUGGGAAACGCCGUCGCCGCGGCAACCUGCCCAAAGAAGCCGUGCAGAUUCUGAGGAGCUGGUUGUACGAGCACCGCUUCAACGCCUACCCCUCGGAGCAGGAGAAACUCAGUUUGUCCAGCCAGACCAACCUCUCUGUGCUGCAGAUCUGUAAUUGGUUCAUUAAUGCACGCCGCCGCCUCCUGCCUGACCUGCUCCGAAAAGAUGGCAAAGAUCCCACCAAGUUCACGGUCUCCCGUAAGUUGAGUGGCAAGAAUGAAGGCAACUCGUGCGCCGGAGGUGGUGCCUGCGUCAGCUCCCCUGAAACCCUCUCGUCCACCAGCUCCAAUCAACAGCGCCCAUCUGUCAUCCGCACCGCCCCUACAUUGGACCUGAAUGUCCUCGGGAAUACCGCCACCGCUAUUUUGACCGGAGCUGGCUAUCCCGGAAAUGAUAGCUCUGUUCAGGCGCUGAUGAGGCUUGACACACAGAGACUGCUGAGAGAGGCUGAGGAGCAAGGAGCAAACACGACACCAUCAGCUGCAGCAGUGAGCCCCACUGGGGGGCUCUUCAACACACCUCCUCCAACUCCCCCUGAGCUCAUUCCCUCACAGGAUUUUAGUGAUCUGAGGCUUCUGGUUGACACAGCGUUGCAGAGGGCAGCAGAGCAAGAGAACCUGAACCAGAUUCAGGAGAGUCUAAACAUUCCAAAAGAGAGAACUGAGAAAGUGGAGUCACAGUCUAGCUCUUGCACUACUGACAUGGGCCCCACGCCUCCUCCUGAAGACCGCCAGCAAAUUUUGGAUCCAAGCAGGGUCCAGAGUCUGAUGGAGAAGGCUAUGGCAGUUUCUGUGCCAGUCGGAGGUGCAACUACUCCUCUGUCUUCUGCUCCAUCUGCACCAACGUCAGUCCUGGUCUCAGCCCCCAGAUUGUCCCCUCUGCCCAUGACCAAAGUAAUUUGGAGUCCACUAGAGAAGGAUUCCAAGCAGUCCCAGCUCAUCCCAGCUCACGUGCCAGCUUUGGUGACGGUGUUUGGCCACCAAAUGUCUGAGAAGCAUUGUACCAACACAGAUCCAUCUCCAGCCUCAAUUAGUUCUCCAGCGUGUGUGACUAGGCCAGCUACGGUCCCAUCACCAGCACCGGUCCUGGCUACAAGUUCUACCUCCAUCACUGCCACAAGCGAGGCCUCACCAGCAGCUGUUGCUCUUGUUUCAGCAACUCCUCCUCCAAGCAUCACUUCGUUCACACCUCCGCUUUACCUCCCGUACCACAAAUCACCAAUGUUCUCCCUUGGCACACCAUCACCAGUGUCUCCUCCCCUCCUCCCCUCUCCGGUCAUUACCACUGGUCAAGCUCCAUCUCAGUUCCUUAAAUCUUCGAGGUCAACAGUCAUGCCUCUCCUGGGCCUCUCGCCACACCUUACCACAGCCAGCAGCAGCAGCGGGGUUAGCUCGAUGAGGAAUUCGGCAGUGAUGCCCAGUGUUUGGAGCAUGGUCCAUGCCGACACAAGGCAGUCCACUCCCCUCCAGGUAGUGAAGGCCCCCAUCACCAGCACAGUGUGGGGUGCGCAACACACGGCCUGCACACAGUGAGUGCUUACCUUUUUGUUUUUGUUUUGUUUGUUUUUUUGCGCCAGAGUGGGACAUGCUGUUUAAAACAACAACGACAACAAAACCCCAAUGUACUCCUGAGUGAACUAUGUGCUUGUGACAUACAGGACAUUUUUUUCCCCUUAUUUUAAAGAGCUGCUGGUUAGAGCAAUUUUUUUUAAGUCCUCUAGAAUCAAGCAGCUGCUGUUAGCAACACUGUGAGCAUUCCAUUUGGUGCACAUGAAUAGUCGUGUGCGGUUUGUGAUUCCUUCAGUAGCAAUCUUUCUCAAAAUUACAAAAGGUAUUCAAACAUGUUCCAAUGGUUACAUUUGUUUUUACUCGAUGUUACACUAACAACAUAGUCCUCGUUUUUACAAUUCAAAGGAUCCUCACUUUUUUCUCAUGGGGGUUAACUGGAUUAAAUUGGCUUUUUUUCAGUCAUGCUGUACCAUUUAUACCCCCCAAUAACCAUGUCUUUAUUUUAUUGCCAAAGGAUUUUUUUCUCUCUGUGUGAUGAGUUAGCAUUGCGAACCACUAUUUUGGUCCCUUUUUGGUCAUCCAUUCCAACAGUAUUGUCCUUGAGGGGCUUGCCAAAUGAAAGCAUCUGGUUACAUUGGGUCAAUAACGGAAGUCAAUGGUGGUGUAGAGUCCAGUAGCUCGAUCUCAUCAUGCCGCUCUGUUACAUCUGGCGCUCGGCACCUUUUUGUGGAAUAGACUUAAGUGACCUUGUGAGACCCUAUCUUACUACUUUGCCAAAGUUGAAUGUUUUAAAACUGACAAAUGUUUAUUAAGGCAUCGUCAAUGUUUCCCCCUUUUCAUCUGUGCUUUAGAAAUGUCCAAUCAUUCAUUAAAUCGUAGUUUCCAUGAAACUGUCUUUAGAAUAACUGCAAAAUAUUUGUGCGGCUGAAUGUCAAUGUCAUAGAGAUACUGUAGCAGUACUGUCAGGUUCCUGUUUACUGGAGUCAUUGAACCAUGGCCAGUUUCUACCAUCACAAAGAAAUGGGUGACUUUUUGAUGGCACUCCACUUCCUUCUAGCGGUUUGUUCACUUUGAAUCUCAAUACUGUCAGUUCAUUUCAUUGUUAAUAAUGGAUGUGCAUGUAUACCUCAUUUUACACAGGUCACGCCAGCAUUAGGUCUUGCUUAGAGAACUAAUUAAUAAAGUACUUUUUUUUUUUUUUUUUUAAUCAUUAUUACUACUACUACAAUGUGGUUUGUGAUUCUGGAGAUGCCUGGUUAAAAGAAUGAACUGAAAAGGUUUUAGAAUAGCAUGAUUUUGUAUGUUUUAGAUGGUUGACAUUCCAAUUGGGAAAAACUUAUGUAUGUAAAUAUUUUCCAGGUCAAGGCGUAUUAGUUUGAUAAUGACAUAUUUAUCUCAGAAAUGGUCAUUUUUCUUCACUGCCAAACCCAUUAAAAAAAUCUUCGUUACUGACCGUUA